This is a messenger RNA of Acanthaster planci (crown-of-thorns starfish), 1025 nucleotides long. Its product is annotated as mitochondrial import inner membrane translocase subunit Tim10B-like. NCBI's taxonomy places the organism in Eukaryota, Metazoa, Echinodermata, Asteroidea, Valvatida, Acanthasteridae. The record is from RefSeq and is a predicted model, not a curated record.
GGCAAUAUUGCAAGGGGAUCUGAUUAUCUUUUCUUCCUCCAACUCGCCCCAACUUAAAGUGAACAUUAGACAAAUUGGCAAGGGGCGAAUGAAGAUAAAGUAGCAGACGACACAGUUUAUUAGUCCACUUUCGUCAGAAUUUCGGAGGCGGGCUGAAUACUUGUGUUUUUUCAUGUGCACUACUUUUAUCUGGUUAUACCCCAUGGCUAUAAUCUGCUGAAGUAGUGCUUUUGCUCCAAAAUGGAUGAAUUUGCUCGGAGAAAUCUGAAGGAUUUUUUGACCAUGUACAACCAGUUCACAGAGCUUUGUUUCAACCACUGUGUCCAGAAUUUGAAUUACAGGCACUUAAUACCAGAGGAGGAAGUAUGUGCCAACAGAUGCGCGGAGAAGCUGAUCCAUGUCAACCACCGUCUGAUCAGCACCUACAUGGAAAUCAACCCCCUGCAUAAGCAGGCCGCUGCCCUGGAGGCUGCCCAGGCAGAAGCAGCAUCUUCCCCCAUGGGGGAACCCCUCAAUCUGGCUGGCCAGGUGCAGAAAGUCUUUGGCCCGGACGCGGUGGUGACAGAUGGCAGCCACAUUGCAAUACCCGUUGAUGGGACCCGGACUGCUGAUGGGGAAGCAAGGGACGUACAAAGUGCUGGUGUGAUGGAACCUGGUGCUCACAUACCACAGGAUAGUCAAGUUAAUGUGGGUAUAGAAACUGCAGCAUCAUAGCAAAAGCGACAAGGAUUUUUUACGAUGUUUAUGCAAACUUGAUUAGUAACAGUUCAAGUCUGCCACCAUAGAACAACUAGGACACGUACUAUCGGGUGGCCAACAUGCAAGUGUUGGUUACUGAACACUAACUGGCCUUCACAUGUCUGGUCUCAUGUCUAUCAUAUGAUGGUAUCAGGUACAUCAACAUACUGUAGAUGGACACAGAACCUGCAAUCCUGCAUCAGUGCCAGUUCUUUAGCUUAAAGGAAAGGGUACCCUGUUGAUUCCUUCUAGAAUAACAAGCCUGAAGUUAGAACUUGUAAACUUGA